Messenger RNA from Mytilus trossulus (common blue mussel), 1625 nucleotides. Its product is annotated as protein O-mannose kinase-like. The transcript has 2 exons. Lineage: Eukaryota; Metazoa; Mollusca; Bivalvia; Mytilida; Mytilidae. Gene Ontology annotation, cellular component: extracellular region. Gene Ontology annotation, biological process: skeletal system development; peptidyl-tyrosine phosphorylation. The coding region runs from base 542 to 1549 and encodes 335 amino acids. The record is from RefSeq and is a predicted model, not a curated record. Gene Ontology annotation, molecular function: non-membrane spanning protein tyrosine kinase activity; ATP binding.
UAAAAUUCGAACAGAAGUAACAUAAGAAUCUAUCCGGGUUUUUUUCAAAAGGAGGUUCCAUUUUGUUUGUUCUGAUCUGUAUCUAGUCUGCAUCUUAUAACGUGUAUUGAAACGAUGAGAAUGUUAGAUAUUUUACAAUAUAUAUGAAAACGUGUCGGAUGUGACUGAUUCUUUUAUACCGAUGCCAAAAGUAGAGAAAGUUUGCAAGAAAGAUAGUUGUAUAACACCGAUUUCAAAUUACCAAGACAGCAUAAGAUGUAUGUUCACACUGAUGUAAAGGUAGAAAACCGACGUCGUUUUAAGUAAAGUUUUAACAGCAAUAAAAAAGAAAGAAAGGAUCGUUUUCUUACACCAAUAAACAAUAAACAAGGCAGAAGAUAUAUAGAAAGAAUGUGCAUGGGCCAAAUUGCCGCAUACCAAAAUUUAAAAAAGAAGAUAUUUCGGUCUGGCAACAAAUGCAAAGGAAUAUAAUCCAGUAGAAUCAUUCGAAGUUUCUUUAUCAAACAAUUUAGUUAGAUAAACAAACGAGAAAAUACGGAAAAUGUUUCGCAGAAUAAACAAAAAUAUGAUGAUCAUAAUAGUGCUCCAAUUUGUACUCUUGGUACUGUAUUACAAUGUUCCAAAUAACAAAGAAGCAUACCCACGACAUGAAACAUAUGAAGACGAAAACAAGUCCGAUAAAAGUGCCUCAAAAUAUAUAUUUAAUUGUACAAAUAUAAACAGCAUUAGAUUAUUCAAGUAUGAUAUUGGUGGAGGAAUGUCAAAAACUAUCGAUAUUGGUACCUUUGAAAGAGAAACGGUAGUGGUUAAAAGACUUUCACCACGUAAAAACCCUAAAGAAAGGGAUGCACAGUUCAGAGAAGUGUUGUUUAUGAAAGACAUACUUAUGCGAGACCAACUUGACCAUCCAUCAAUUAUAAAAAUGUUAGGCUUUUGUGUGAAUCAUUUAAAGCACGAUCUUGAUAUCUACCAAGGUUAUCUCCCUUUUGGUGACAUUUCUGCAGUGUAUGAAUUUGGCAAAGAGUUUAGAAUUGCGGAAGCCAAAUUUAGAAUAGAGGAAAGACUCAAUCAUGCACUUGAUAUAGCUGAUCUGAUAUCCUAUUUGCAUCAUUCUCCGCUUGGAUCUUUAAAACUUGUUGAUUUUUUGCCAUAUGACCAUUUCCUUAUGGUCAAGGGUAAGAUCAAAUUGAUUGAUCUGGAUUACAUAAAUAAUGUAGAGCCCACGUGUUAUUUUUCGUCUGGAUGCUCUUAUUAUAAUAUCACAUGUCAACCAUUAAAUAGUUACGAAAUUCAAUACACCAAUUGUAAAUCUACAAAUAAUUGCACAAUUGGUGUGUGCAGAGGAACAAAUCUAAAACAUAACAUGGCUAGAUUUACCGAAUCAUUCUUCGCGCAUCUCUUAAAACCGGAAUUAUAUCCUUUAGAUAAGCAAAAGAAACUAAUACAAUUAUUACUACGUCUUGAUAAACAUGAUAUAUACAUUGAUGAUCUGCUAGAUGAAUUGAGAGGUAUCAAGCAAACAUUCCCGAUAUUUAAAGAGAAUUUAUAACAUUCAAUUAGACCAAAAAAUGGCUGACCUGUCGUAUGUACAGUGAAGAACACUAUUGAAUAAAGGUUGCAUUACA